This is a messenger RNA of Drosophila busckii, 370 nucleotides long. RefSeq lists its product as uncharacterized. The record is from RefSeq and is a predicted model, not a curated record. Bases 86 to 307 code for a protein of 73 amino acids. NCBI's taxonomy places the organism in Eukaryota, Metazoa, Arthropoda, Insecta, Diptera, Drosophilidae. The transcript has 3 exons.
ACAGCUGGUCGUGUUUUGACACUUCUUUGGUGUGUGAUAAAAUAAAUAAUAAAUUUGCACAGAUCUUUUGUGUUGCACGCUAAAAAUGUGGUUCGAGAUCAUACCUGCUGCAGCGAUUAUCACUGUCGCACUCUCCGUGCCCAUAUACGCCAUGUAUGGCCUCCAGAAGCUAACGAUUGGCAAUGCCUAUCGCCGCAACAUGGACGAGCGCUUCGAUCGUGUUAUGUACCAACGCGACUUCCGACUGACCAACAAUCCGUACAUCAUGAAUGGUCUCCACUCUAUUCCAGAUGAAGCUAAAAAUUAAAUAUAAAUUUAGUUUGAAAUUCUUUUAAAUAAGUGCAAAAGUGAAUAAAAUUAUAAACCGAAA